UGGCACGAAAUUUCGUCGUGGGUGUACUGCUUGUAUGAACCAUGGUCCUGUGUUCACAUGCGCGUAGCCGUUGCUUUCCCUCUCUCUUAUCUUGAUAUGUUGCUCGUGGAUUGAGUCAGCUGUUUUGUAUGCAAGUUGCCUUUGCUGGUUGCUUUGAGAAGGAGAGCGAGAUCGUGCUGUGGAUACAGAAAGAGAACCGCCGUUCUUUAAGGUAGAGAGGAGAGACGGCGAAAACGGUACACGAUUCCCACUAUAUAAUUACGUCGCUGUGGAAGAAGAAGCUUCAUAUCCUAGCGGCAAAGCGACAGGAAGGUUAGAGAUGGGAGCUCUCUUGCUGUGUAAUUCUUAUUAUUUAUUGUCCUGCUGUUUUGCAUUUUAGGGACCGCAUUAGGCUACACAGUUCAUGCCGCUUAUGCGCCACUCUGCUGGUAUAUCUCUCGAUCGCUAGCUUCAUUACAAACCCUGGGAAAAGUAGAACAGUUUUAUGGGAGGAAUGAUGUAGUCGUUGAAAACUAAAGAUAGGCACUGAAUAUUCAUAAAUGUAGCCUCUCAAAAACUGCGGUAUCCAUUCAUACCUAAGAUCUGGGCUAAUGGAAAGACUGGGCUCAAUAUAAUAUUAUGAAUAGGAUAUGGAUGGACAAAUGAAGGGUUUAGACCAAUCAAUGGACACAAACAUGUAGAUACAUUAAUAAAGGGGAUGGGCAUAUGAUGCCAAUCAAAUCUUUUUUCAAAGAGUUAAGAAUGGAAGAAACUUGUCAGUUCCAGGACGCUGUUUAGGCUGUUACCCAUUACAUUCAUUCAGGGCGCUGUUCGCACGUGGAUUCCGUGUCCCAAGAGACAGUAUCUUCUUUGCCGGAGAACCUUACACUCUGGACUUCAUGCUCCUAUUAAAAUGAGACAACUGAUUUAUUCAUGUCAAGGACUUGAAGUAUCUUCUUAAGAGCACUUGGACUUAGCGGAAGGGUAAGCUCGGUGAAGACUCAAAAAAAUCUUUCGAAUUCUGAAACCAUCUUGUAACCUGAGACGCCAGCUGCAUAUCACCGCCAAUAGUUAAACUGCAGACUACUAAAUGAGCAGAUGAAGCCAUGAAGACAAGACAGAUGGUAGUGCCAAAAAAGAAUUUGACCUGAACUGCACAGACGCCUUUUCCGCUCUGCGAAUGCGACUGACCAAGAUUUCUGCUGUUCUGAAACCAAAGUCUGUCUGGUCAGAUACGCCCUUCGAGAUAAGAAGGUCGACUGUGGAGUCAUAAAUGAAAGAUCAGUGAAGGUACAAGAGACAAGAGAUCAAGGCUAGUCAGAAAUGUGGGCCACAAGGGAAAUAAGCACAAGCCAAUCUGAAGUGGUGAUAUACUGAGUCCCAGAGACCAAUCAGCACCUCAUGCCAGUCAACAGUCACACGUGCAAAGAAAUCUAAAUGCACAGGCUGUGUCGCGUUGCCUUGUAUAACACUGUCUGGUCCAGACAGUACAGAAUCAUCCAAUUACUGUCCUUUUCACUCCAUUGGUGGUGAAGUAUGGACUUUUUUGCCUAAACUGGAGAAAGGUUCAAAGAACCCUGUGAGAUUCCUCAUUUUGUGUCUCAUAGGAAACUUAUCCCGCCUUGUUGAUGGUGUCGCCACUCGGUAACUAUCUGUAAAAUCAUGAAUUCACGAGAAGCGCAGAUAGCUUCCCAUGGACAUGUUGUGAUGAGUGCCUUUUUUUGGUGGGUGGCAUUCCUCUCUUUGAUGCAGACUGGUGGGGUGAGAGGGGACUGUUGGCUUAUUGAGGGGGAAAAGGGUUUUGUUUGGCUGGCGAUUUGCAGUCAGAACCAGCCACCUUACGAGGCCAUUCCCCAACACAUCAACAGCACCAUUGUGGACCUGCGUCUAAAUGAGAACAAGAUAAAAAGCAUCCAUUACUCUGCCCUUAGCCGCUUUGGCAACCUGACUUACCUGAACUUGACCAAGAAUGAGAUCACCUACAUAGAGGAUGGGGCCUUUUCUGCCCAGUUCAACCUUCAGGUCCUCCAACUGGGCUUCAACAAGCUGCGGAACCUGACAGAGGGCAUUCUCAGGGGUUUAGGCAAACUUCAGUACCUCUACCUCCAGGCAAACCUGAUUGAGACAGUGACACCCAAUACCUUUUGGGAAUGCCCCAACAUUGAAAAUAUAGACCUCUCUAUGAAUCGUAUCCAGCAGUUAGAUGGGUCAAUUUUCACCGGUUUGAAUAAGUUGACCACUUGUGAGUUGUAUACCAACCCUUUCAACUGUUCCUGUGAGCUCUUGGGAUUCCUCAAGUGGCUGGCAGGUUUCCCCAACAGAACAACUGAGCGCAUGGUGUGUGAUUCCCCUCCGAUUUACUCUGGCUACAGCCUUCUCAGCCAGAAUCCAAGCAUGCCCACUUACCGCAAUGCCCUGCACAUGCUCUCCACUUUGUGCACAGAGGACUAUGUGACCUCAUACAUCCCUGGAACUCCUGACACCACCACACUCCCACCAGACUCAACCCCCUGUGGAGUAGAGGACUGCCCCUCAGGGACUGGGCCUUAUGACAUCAUCAAUAUAAGCCCACCAUACAUUGACCUUGAUGUGAAGCCUAUUAUGAGACUGAAGCAAGUGACACACACCAGUGCGGUCAUUAUGGUUCAUAUCCCUAAUCCUUUCAAGAAGAUGUACAUCCUGGUUCUCUACAACAACAGCUUCUUCACCACCAUACAGCCUCUCAAGAAAGAAAAGGAGGAGAUAGAACUGAAAAAUCUGAAAGCUCACACAGAGUAUACCUACUGCGUUGCCUCAAUACGCAAUUCUCUGCAAUACAACCACACCUGUCUGUCUGUUUCCACAGGCCCAAAAAAAGGAAAGGAGAGAGAGGCAAACAACUCUACCGCCACUCACUACAUCAUGACCAUCCUGGGGUGUCUUUUUGGCAUGGUAAUAGUUUUAGGGGUAGUCUACUACUGCUUGCGGAAAAAACGGCAACAAGAUGAAAAACAUAAAAAAGCAGGAAAUAUCAAGAAGAAUAUAAUUGAACUCAAGUAUGGACCUGAACUAGAAGGAGGAACUAUCUCACAGUUGACACAAAAGCAGAUGAUGAGUGGAGAGAACAUGCCCCGGAUGCCCUACUUACCUUCCAGUGGCGAAAUGGAGCAAUACAAACUACAGGAUAUCAGUGAAACCCCUAAAACAGCCAAGGGGAAUUACAUUGAGGUCCGCACUGGGGAGCCACCCGAUCGCAGAGAAUGUGAUAUGUCCAUGCCUGGUAACAACCAAGGUUCAGUGGCUGAAAUCUCCACUAUUGCAAAGGAGGUAGACAAAGUAAAUCAGAUCAUCAAUAACUGCAUUGAUGCCCUGAAAUCUGAGUCCACAUCCUUUCAAGGUGUGAAAUCUGGAGCAGUAUCCACUGCAGAACCCCAACUAGUGCUAAUAUCAGAGCAGCCCCAGAGCAAGUCUGGCUUCCUCUCCCCAGUGUACAAAGAGAGCUACCACCACCCGCUGCAGAGGCACCACAGUAUGGAGGCCCCACCCAAGCGCUCCAGCACCUCUUCCAGCGGCUCCGUACGGAGCCCCAGGUCGUUCCGCUCAGAAGGAGCCUACAAGUCUGAGGCCAAGUACAUUGAGAAAACUUCACCAACGGCUGACACCAUCCUGACCGUUACGCCAACGGCCGCCAUUCUACGCGCGGAGGCAGAGAAAAUCCGUCAGUACAGUGAGCAUCGGCACUCCUAUCCAGGCUCCCACCAGGGUGAGCAGAUGGAGGGUCCGGGAAGCAGGAAGCCCUCCAUUCUGGAGCCUCUCACACGCCCGCGCCCGAGAGACCUUGCCUACUCCCAGCUCUCACCCCAGUACCACAACCUGAGCUACUCUUCCAGUCCUGAGUACUCCUGCAAACCAGCCCACAGCAUCUGGGAGCGUUUCAAGCUCCACCGCAAACGACACAAAGAAGAGGAGUACAUGGCAGCAGGACAUGCACUCCGCAAAAAAGUGCAAUUUGCCAAGGACGAGGACCUGCAUGACAUUUUAGACUACUGGAAAGGGGUAUCAGCUCAACAGAAAUCUUGAUUUUACCCAGACUACUGCUUCUGAAUAUGGACCAAAAUAAUACAGCGCAAAACAUUUAAAACUACAAGAAAGAAAUAGAUUUACAAGGAGAAAUAUCUAGAUUGUUGUGAAAUUCCUCCGCAGCUAUUUUUAUUCAGACUGUAUUUCUGGACAAAAUGGAGAAAGAACCAUAAAAACUACUUUCUCACAUUUGUGAGUAUAUGAACCAAAUGAAAGAGAAAGAUCUUCAACUGAGGAAAGUCAGCUGUAUUAAAUUGUCCUAAUCUUUUUUUCUAGAAAAAAAAGAAAACAAGCAAAAAAAGUAUUGGAAUAUAAUUAUUUGGGUAUUGCAUGGCCAUGUCCUGUGACUGUGGAUUAACUGUCUGUGUACUUUGAGCGAAAAACCGACAAAAACAUGUCCGCUGAUCACUGUAUACAAGACUGUGUAUAUGGUUUUCUUUGCCAGAGAACUGCACUCCCAUGCACACAUUUUUCUCACUCUGCAUUGUAAAGUAACUAUUUAUCAAUGCAUUCUACAUCGAAAAACUGUGUAUAUAUAAAAAUUCUAUAUUUGCAAUGUUUGCUGUAUAAAAAGAAACAAUUACCUGUUUGUAUCAGGUUUUAACCAUGAAUUUUAGAGACAGCUUCAUUAUUUUUUUCAGUCUCAAAUGAAUGUCUCCUGUCCUGAUGGAUAAAAAGCUGCACUGUUUGUUGAAAUGGUACACUCUUCUGAACAUAUCCUUUUUGGUCUCCUCCCCCCUCCUUCCUCUUUUUUUCUAUUGCAUAUAUUUUGCAGAAAUCACAAAUCAAACUGCACAAUAUUAACAGCUGAGAUUCAUCGUUCCCCAAAUAAUUAUAUUCAACCAAAGUGCUGUGGUAGCAAGUCAUUACAUGCUCUGCUGAUGUUUCAGCCACUAAAUUGAUCUACAGACCCGAGGAUGAAUGUAUUCUUUACGUAAUAAAAGUGUAUGGCAGCCCCAAUGCGGCAGCUUUUUGUUAUUCACAAACAUUGACCUCCCUUGAUCUGUGGAACCCAGUACUAGGUUUUUGCAUUAUUAUUUUGUAGUCAAAUAUUUUGCUCUCUGACAUGUUGCAUGAAAAAUCACCUAAAUAACGGAGCAGGCUUUCUCUCACGUACAGAGAAAGGCGUUUCUAAUAGGUAUCUAUACUAAUAUAGUAAAGGGGUUUAAGUGCAGGUCCAAGUAGCUGCAUCUUAAUCUUUCUUGGCAGGAGACUUGCUAAUAGCCUUCAUGCUUUUAAAAUACAGUACAGAGAAAGCCAACGGAAAGAGUGGGUGACCAGGCUAAAACAUUGAUUCAUAAUUUCCACCAUAACAAUCCAUUUCAACGUCAUCCAACUACCAAGAGAAAUUAACAGCUGAUACUCUGUUACUAUGAGGUGUUAUUACAACAUUGGACUGUAACAGCACUUUUGUAAACGCUCGCUUUCACUGAGGGAACAAGCAUGACUAAGCAACCCAGUUGAAGAGAGCUAAAAAGUGUUUAAUUUAUUCAGCGUUAAUCCUAUUUACAUUCAAUUGUUACCAUUGAGACAAACUGUUACUACUGCUUUAUGUAUUACCUGAUUAUAUAUUUUGAGUGAAUACUAGAGGUAAUUGGAUAGUCCAAUGUCUUAUUUCAACAGCCUUAAUAAUUCUGGGAUUCCUGGAUUUCAUUUCUUUCAACGCCAAGAGGAUUUGGACAUUUUUCCUCAUCAGUUGUUACUUUUCUAAAUGCAAUUCUUUAGAUUUAAUGAGCUGUGUGUUUUAAUUACAGAUAUAUUAACAAGUAACCUACAUGUUUUUCGUACUGCAUAUUGUAGCACUCCUGUGUCAACGUGAAGUCAGGCAAGAGAAAAGAUGGAAAACAGUACCUCUGGAAAAUAAUGUUUAACCAUGUAAUGCAGUUGUAAAAGGGCAACUGAAAGACUUGCUUAUUGAUGGAUUUCAAAGGGCUUUGUGAUCCAUCAGAAAUGAACAAGAGCACAAUAAAGUGUUUUUUUUUUCUUUCUUAAUGAAAUGCUAUCUAUGCUAAUGAAAUGUUACAUUAGACCAAUGCUGUGAAAUAAAUAGGGGAAAAUCAACAUCUUCAGCCCCAUCAGAAGUUUUCGCCCAUGAAAAGCACAUCUACAUGGCUGUGUUUGGACGUAUCACCUUCUAUAUUCACAUAAUCCUACAUUUUAUUUCUAAGCAAUCAGAACAGUUAAUAGAUGUAUGAAAACCUUUUCUGUUUUAUAUCACAUGAAUUGUAUGACUUCAUAUUGUAUUGUAUCUUACUUAUAUUUUAAUAUUAUACAUUUUUUAAUAUUAUGUAUUUACUGGAAUCUGUUUGUAAAUGCAUUAUUGAAUGUGUUGUAAAUAUGUAUUGUCUCAUUAUUAUUAUUAUGAAUGACAAAACAUAUUUACAACACAUUCAAGAAUGUUAGGAAGAUAAACAGAUUAUGAUUUUAUCUUCCGUUCAUUAAAAUAAUUGACUGAU
This is a messenger RNA of Anguilla anguilla (European eel), 6494 nucleotides long. Its product is annotated as protein ELFN1-like. NCBI's taxonomy places the organism in Eukaryota, Metazoa, Chordata, Actinopteri, Anguilliformes, Anguillidae. Bases 1642 to 4038 code for a protein of 798 amino acids. The transcript has 4 exons. The record is from RefSeq and is a predicted model, not a curated record. Gene Ontology annotation, cellular component: plasma membrane. Gene Ontology annotation, molecular function: protein binding.